This is a messenger RNA of Wasmannia auropunctata (little fire ant), 1738 nucleotides long. RefSeq lists its product as uncharacterized. The record is from RefSeq and is a predicted model, not a curated record. The transcript is spliced from 2 exons. The coding region runs from base 57 to 1496 and encodes 479 amino acids. Lineage: Eukaryota; Metazoa; Arthropoda; Insecta; Hymenoptera; Formicidae.
CUCGCAUACGAGCUUAUAAAGAACCGUCGCUGUUCCUUUUUUCGAAUCUUUUAAGUAUGUCGAGACAAAUUUCUCGUCGAUAUUUGUUAUUUUAUUUGUCCGUGAGUGCGAUCCUAGCUUGCGGAUCGGCCCGAAGGAUUCCUAGAGAAGCAGCCUGUCCCUCGUGUGAUCAAAACUAUUUAAAAGUCUUGCCCGCCAAGUUAUUACCAUGGAAUCCCCAUCAAGAAUCAAAUCGGCGAGAUUCCAUCAAUCCGCCUCAAAAUUCCCCUUAUUCUCGUUUGAUGCGAGGAAGAAUCUCUCAGAAUGUAGCACGCGAUGACAACGUUCCAUUGGCUCAAAACUACAGAAGAUUCCAUCAACAAGAACCUUACACAAAUAAAAAUUUGUUUUCCAAAAACUAUCUAAAUAAUUCUCCGAAAUUCUUAGACAGCCAAGAAAUAAUUUCCGAGAAUAAACCUGUGAGAGGAUAUCCUCCUGUUCUUCCAUCGAGACAAGUUUUCGACAGACCAGAAAAUUUGUUCUUCAGAAAUCCUCGCCAUAAAUAUUCAGAGGAAGCAUCCUUGUCAGAGGUCUAUAAAGGGACGAAGGGCUAUAAAAAGAUCGAAGAGGAUCCUAUGAACGAAGUACAAGCCGUGUAUCGCGACGAUAGAGAUACAAAUUCUUCGUGGAAGAAUUCGAGGGACACUUUUUCUUCAAACGUUAUGCAGUCAGAGAAAUCCUUCCCUAAUAUUGAAAACGUUUAUCAACUUCGCCGGGAGGACAAUCUCGACGAGGAAAGGAAUGCAAUCAGGAAGUCUUCGAAUUCUGCCAGUCAGCUUAGGCUCACAUAUCCUCAAGAAAGAUAUACUCCCAUAGGAUUCAGUCCGUCAGAAAUUAAGCGUGAUUCUUAUGUCAAGGAUGCAGAUAUCUCAAAAUCAACGAAAGAAUUCUUCGAUAAUUGGGACAUCGCUAAGGAUUCGUUGCAAUUCUCGAAUCGGGGACAGUUUAGAAAUAAUCUCUUAGAGGUAUAUCCUGCGAAAAAGCAAGAAAUUAUUGACAGAGACGAUAACGAACAAAUCAAUUCUAAUUCUUAUAAUUCUAAGUUCCCUCAGGAUUUAAAUAUAUGGGGACCAAAAAAGGAUGAAAAGUCGUUCGAUUCUCCGACGACAGCAAAUGCUAGACCUUUCGAAAAUAAAAAAGAUGAUGAGGAUAUGAAAAAAUAUUUUGACAAUACUGAACGUUUUAUGAAUGACAAGGAUAUAAAAGAAUAUUUUGAAGACGAGAGUGAACACUAUAUGGACGAUAAAGAUAUGAAAGAAUAUUUUUAUGAUGACGAAACUGAACGCUUCAUGAAUGACAAGAACGUGAAAGAAUAUUUUGAUGACGAGACUGAACAGAAUACCUUCGAGACUGCACGAAGUAAUCCUCGUGUCUUGCCUCAGAAUAUUUGGAAGGGACGAGAAAACGAAAAACUCGACAAUUUAGAUUUUAUGCGCGACAACUCGCAACAGACGUGAGAAUUGGAUUUAUACUCUGAAGAAAAUAAUAAGUAUUUCCAGGACGAGCAAAACGAGGAUGCAAGCUUUCGAGACAGAGCAUACGCCAAUGCCGAAACUGCUCGCGCACCCGCGAUUAACGCUUACACAUAUCCUCGCUACUUGAAUGUUGUAAAUCAUGAAAAGAAUUCUGCCAAGUCCGAGACGCAGGAAUUAUCGGAAGCUAAAAACAAUAUACGCGCAAAUUCUGUAAAAAAAAUGGA